CAGUCAGUCACGCCGAGGCAAUCGUCCUGGUGCUGUUGCCCUACACUAUCAAGCCUGCGACUCCUGUCCCAGGACGCUGUGGCAAUUCGUAUAUCCCUCACUGCCCAGCAAAGUCUGCCGCUGCUUGCCAGGCCACCAUGGCGACGGAUCCCAAGAAGCAGGACGAUCUUCUUCGUCGGCCGCUCUACCUCUAUGACCUCCCUCCAGAAGUCCUGGCCACACUCAAGCUUAAGCUAGAGGCCGAGGCGCAGGAACAGCCAGACAUAGAGACACCCUCAACGUCUGCCCACGAGCCGUCGCAAGCACCAUCCGAGAACACAGUCGGUUCGCCAGCCUGCUCAUUAUGCGGUCUCACAUUUGUCACUGUGCUUGACCAACGAGGCCACCAGAAAUCCGACCUGCACAACUACAACCUGAAACAGAAGCUGAGGGGACAGAAGCCCGUGUCAGAGGCCGAAUUUGAGAAGUUGGUUGGGGACUUGGACGAGAGUCUGUCUGGGUCAGACUCAGAAUCCUCUGAAGACGAGGACGACGAGUCCAAGAAGGACUCAACGUUGACAGCACUUCUCAAGAAGCAAGCUAGUCUCGCUGAGAAGCGCACCGGAGAAGAUGGCGACGACGCAGAAGAGUGGGGCCGAGGGAAGCGGAAAGGCACUGGACAGCCGCCGAUGAUGUGGUUUUCAUCCUCCACACUGCCGGAGAACAACUAUUUCGGAAUCUACAGGGCGCUGUUCACGAGCGAGGAGCUCGAGAAGGAGGACAGCAUACUAGACGCAGUCAAGAAGCGCCAGCUGCAGCCAUUGGCAGCCCCAAAGGCCAGUAAGAAGGACGGGGCUCAACCACCUGCGGCUUACAAGGGGCCACACGUCUUCCUCUGCAUGAUCGGAGGCGGCCACUUCGCUGCGAUGGUAGUCGCGCUCUCGCCGAGGCAGACGAAGUCCGGGUCCGGGCCCAUGAAUCGCGAAGCUACGGUCCUGGCGCACAAGACUUUUCACAGAUACACCACGCGAAGGAAACAAGGUGGCUCACAGUCCGCAAAUGAUAACGCCAAGGGCGCCGCGCACUCGGCAGGUUCAACUCUGCGUCGAUACAAUGAGCAGGCCCUGGUCGACGAUGUUCGGCAGCUCCUGUCCGACUGGAAAGGUCUCCUGGACACAGCAGACCUGCUGUUCAUACGGGCGACUGGAGUUACGAAUCGGCGAACGCUCUACGGCCCGUACGAAGGGCAGGUCCUGAAUGCAAAUGACCCACGGAUACGCGGGUUUCCCUUCAGCACGCGGCGGGCGACACAGAACGAGCUGAUGCGCUCGUUCAUCGAGCUGACCCGGCUCAAGGCGAGGGAGCUAUUACCAGUCGACCCAAAUGACACCACAGAAGCAGUCGCAAAGGCGCAGACACCACGUAAGCCUCCCAAGCCCGCUCCAGCCAAACCCACCGAGGAGGAGGAGACGGCUCUGCUCCACACCCAGCAGAUACAGGCCCUUGUCCGCCGGUCGAAACUGCCCGCCCUACUAUCAUACAUCAAGACCAACUCCCUUGAACCAAACUUCCGCUUCCAGCCUUCCGAUGUGAACCACCAUGCCCCGACGCCGCUGCACCUGGCAGCGGCGCAGAACGCAGCCGCCCUGAUAGUGGGCCUGCUGGCCCGCGGCGGUGCGGAUCCUACGCUGCCGAACGGCGAGGGCAAGACGCCCUUCGAGCUGGCGGGCGACCGUGCGACACGGGACGCAUUCCGCGUGGCUCGACACGAGAUGGGCGAGGGCGUGUGGGACUGGGAGGCGGCCAAGGUGCCGCCGGGGAUGAAGAAGGAGGAGGCGGAUCAGCGAGGCGAGCGCGAGCGGAAGGAGGCAGAGCGAAAGGAGGUGGAGAGGAGGAAGGCUGAGGAGGAGAGGCUGAAGACCCAGGGACCCAAGGUGAACGACAGCGCGAAGCGGAAGGGCGGCGGUGUCCUCGGGGGCAGCAUCGAGAAGAGCGCCGAGGAGAAGAGGCAGGAGGAGGCCAGGGGCUUGACCCCCGAGCAGAGGAUGAGGUUGGAGCGGGAGAGGAGGGCAAGGGCGGCGGAGGAGAGGUUGCGGAGGAUGCAAGCUGGUAGUUGAAGGGGGGGGGGUGCGUGUUCAGACGAUGAAAUGAGUUCUCGUCCACCAAGUGAGAUGCAAUUCUUCACUGUCAAUAGUCGACGGGUCCCCAUCGGCGUAGAAGGCCAGGCCUGGAGAUGAGGCUCCUCCACGGGCGAGCAAUAGUUUUCGGGGCCACUGCCGAGGCAAGACUCACGGUAACCGGCUUGAGAAGAGCAAUCAAAUACUGGGUGGGUCUGGAGCCUCGCCAGUGGGCACUCUCACUACGGUCCGGAGUCUAGAACCGGUGACAGAAAUGCUCCAAAUCUCGAUGGUGCAACAGGUGCAGUUGUGUCCUGGCUGGCAGUGAGGUAUGCGAUCGCAUCGGCUUGUGUUGAUCAAGCAAGUCCAGCGACGCCAUCCCACGGAAGUGGGAAGUGUACAGGCCUGCAGAAAAGAUGCUCCCCGGCGGCCUCAUAUCUUGCAGCGGCCUAAGCCAGCCCGUUCGAAACCUGAGUAGUCACACCGCACCAUGAUUCGGGCAUGAAAGCCCUUGACAUCUCGCGCAGAGGCUCAGCCACCUCCAAGGUGUAGCAGAGAAUAUUCGACAGGACUUUUGGGGGGGCCUCCAUUCUAGUGUCCCUUGCCAUGUUCUUCGAAACACAGGAGGCACAAGGGCUAGGGGUCGGUGAGGGCUCGACGUUGCAUUCAGGGACCCCUGCCCCCCUUGAUCGGGCGAGGCCGCCAUGGGAUAGCGGAGACCUUUGCCCGGCCGCCACUGUAACAAAGUUGUGAUUGUGACUUGGCGUGGGUUGACAGCCAACUCACCGAGGAGAGCGCGACAGG
Messenger RNA from Diaporthe batatas, 2900 nucleotides. RefSeq lists its product as uncharacterized. NCBI's taxonomy places the organism in Eukaryota, Fungi, Ascomycota, Sordariomycetes, Diaporthales, Diaporthaceae. Gene Ontology annotation, molecular function: protein binding. The record is from RefSeq and is a predicted model, not a curated record. Bases 138 to 2096 code for a protein of 652 amino acids. The transcript is spliced from 2 exons.